AAAAAAACGGAAUCUUCAAUUUGGUGAAACGUCUGCAGCACAUGUGAAGCCAUGUUUCUUCAAAUCCAAAACGUUUCAAUUGAAACAAUUGAGGGUGAAAAACAUUUCACCGGACAGAAGAAUGGCGCUUCUGCUCAUCUUCAACCGUACCUCAAACCCUAGGAUGGAUAAAAAUCGUCUGUUGUGCUAAUCGUCUGUUGUGCUAAUCGUCUGUUGUUCCAUGUUUUAUCCAGGAUUUACAGCUGAUUUCAGGCCUGCGAGUCCUCGUUCUCAAGGAUCUCUGUCUCUCACAACGAUACCCUUACUGAUGAUCUCGUCUUCUCUGUGAGGAUCUUCUCCAACGAUUCUCGACUUCUUGUGAGGAUAUUCUCCAUCGAAUCGAACAUCAUCUUUAACUACUUCUUCGGCUCCCAUGGCUAGAAAUAGUACCUAUUCUAUGAGAUGGUCACAAACUGAGACCAAUAGUUUCAUUGAACUGAUGAAAGAAAAUGUGAAAAAUGGCCACAAGACUGCCACUACAUUCGACAAAAUGGGAUGGGAUGACAUAAAAUCCCGUUUUGAGAAAACUAUUGGAGGUCCCAUUGGGAAAGAACAAUUGCGUAACAAAAUGAACAAGUUGCGAACAGAAUAUCAACAAUUCAAGAAGCUACUUGACACUACUGGUUUUGGGUGGAACAAAGUUCUAAAGACAAUCACAGUUGAUGAUGAGUCAGUUUGGGACAAGGCAAUACAGGAAAAUCCAACAUGGUCUAAAUUCAAGAAGCAUGGAUUAUACUAUUGGCCAGAUUUGAUUAUAAUAUUUGGAGACGCAUAUGCACAAGGGAAAUUGGGAACCAACAACGAUGAUGAUAUUGAUGACACUCAAGAGGGAAAUGAAGCUAAUAUUGAAAUUGACACAAAUACUCCUAGUACCCCAAUGAUUUUAGGCUUGAAUGACAUUGAGGACUUUCAGGAACACACAAACCGUAGCUCAACAAAGCGAAGGAUUGAUAGAACAUCAACAACCCGAAGAAAAAGGAGCAUGACUGGAGAUGUUUCUAAUACAAUGGACUUAUAUGAGAAAUACUUAUCUAUGAAAAUUGAGAAGGCGGUCAGUACUUCUGUUACAUCUCUAAUUCGAGGUGGUGAAGCUUCAUCUCGUAAUCGUGAUUUCAGUGCGAGUGCUUGUCAAGAUAUACUGUCCUCUAUGACGGAUCUAACAAAGGAGAAGUAUUUAAAGGCUGUCGAUCGUAUAUGUGUUGAUCCAGUUUGGAGGGAGAUCUUUAUUACAGCGAAUGACAUUCAAAGGGUUUGGCUUUUAGAUGGCUUGAACUUUCCUUGUUCCUUACAUGUAUGAUAUUUUUAAACCUGUUUGUUGAAGUGGGAGACGGUAUUGAAAUUUUAUUUGUCAUUAAUUUUGGUGGCCAUGGGUGAUAAUAGUGGCAAACAUAUGUUCAAUUUAUGCAAGUUUGGUAAUUAAUGGCCUUUUUGUGAUAA
This is a messenger RNA of Macadamia integrifolia, 1476 nucleotides long. RefSeq names its product L10-interacting MYB domain-containing protein-like. The record is from RefSeq and is a predicted model, not a curated record. The coding region runs from base 413 to 1336 and encodes 307 amino acids. The transcript is spliced from 3 exons. NCBI's taxonomy places the organism in Eukaryota, Viridiplantae, Streptophyta, Magnoliopsida, Proteales, Proteaceae.